AUGUACAAAACGACACCAGAUGUCGUGUUUGUUUUUGGCUUCAAAAUAACAUUUGGCAUAAAAUCGAAUAUGAAUUUCAAAAAGAAAGCUGAACUGAUGGUAAUUCUCAUAAAUAUUCUAAGCUCUGCAUUCUGUGGAUAUUUAGAUAAAAUUGAAUUGGGUGCUGUCAGUCUUGCCAUAGCAAUAAUUAGUGUAUUAGGUACCUCCGUAGGUAUUGGCCUGUGUAUGACAUGUGACACCUUCAUAUCUCAGGUUUACGGCAGUAAGAACCUGAAGCGAAUCGGAGUGAUUCUCCAACGAGGGAUUCUCAUUCUCCUGAUCGCCUGCUUUCCCUGCUGGGCUUUCUUCAUAAACACUAAACACAUUUUAUUGGCUUUCAAACAGUCUCCUCAAGUGGCCAACUUAGCUCAACUCUACGUGCUGAUCAGUAGUUCUGGCCUUCCUGCAUUACUUCUUUAUCAGUUGGAGCUCAGAUAUCUUCACAAUCAGGGGAUCACCAUACGUCAGCUUUUUGUUGGUUUCAUCACCAACGUCUUCAAUGUUGUCAUCAAAUACACUUUCAUCUAUGUGCUAAUGUUGGGAGUGCCGGGCUUGGCUGUUGCCAAUAUUACUUCUCAAUACCGUCAAACUAUUCUCCUGUUUGGAUACAUUCGAUGGAAAAAGUUGCAUGUUCAGACCUGGGCAGGUUGGUCCAUUGACUGCCUGCAGGAAUGGGGUAACUUUCUACGCCUGGCAAUUCCCAGUAUGCUGAUGAUUUGUAGUGAAUGGUGGGCAUAUGAUAUUGGAACAUUCCUUGCAGGAUUAAUCAACGAAGUAGAACUCGGAGCACAGACUAUUGUUUUACAGGUUAUAUUCAUACUGUACAGGAUCCCUCUGGGAUUUGGGAUGGUGACAACUGUUUAUGUGGGGAAUGCGCUGGGUGCUGGUAACCCACAGCAGGCUGUCAACUCUGCUAAAGUCGCUGCAUGCUGCGCUGGUUUCACCACCUUCAUAAUUGCAGUCGUUCUCGGAGCAAUAAAGAACAAGCUGGCCUAUAUCUUUACGAACGACAAAGAUAUUGCCUAUCUAGUGUCAGAAAUAGUUCCACUAUGUGCUGCUUUCUAUCUGUUUGAAGCCAUUGUGAGUGUAUGUUUUGGAAUAUUAAGAGGAGCUGGGAAGCAAAAACUAGGAGCUAUCAGCAAUCUGGUUGGCUACUACCUAAUUGGGCUCCCAAUCGGAAUCUCUCUGAUGUUUGCUGCAAAAUGUGGCAUAUCUGGUCUGUGGUAUGGAAUGCUCGCUUCUGUGAUUGGACAAUUAGUUUUCUUCCUGAUAGUGUUUUACAGAUUCAACUGGAAUGAAGCAUGCAGCGAGGCUCUGGUUAAUGCGGGUGUGAUGAAAAAUGUGGACACCUCUCACAGUGCCUCUGGUUGUCAAACCCAGUACAGGUCAACAGAUGUGGACACAGAAAACAGGGCAGUGAAUCCAAUUCCUGAUGUUUAUCAAUCGGAAAUACAGACAGAGGAGGACCGGGUGACAGUUACAUCUUCCAUUGUGGACACUGGAGUUACCACAGUCGGAGAAAUCCUGUCCACAAAACAACUGAUCAUUCGCCGUGGCCUAGCCUUCCUUUCAGGCCCCUUGAUCCUGGCCAUUGGACUGACCAUACACUUAAUUCUCUCAAAGAACAUGUAG
Molecule: messenger RNA, 1671 nt
Organism: Rhincodon typus (whale shark)
Lineage: Eukaryota; Metazoa; Chordata; Chondrichthyes; Orectolobiformes; Rhincodontidae
Product: multidrug and toxin extrusion protein 1-like
Exons: 17
Coding region: 1-1671 (556 amino acids)
Biological process (GO): xenobiotic detoxification by transmembrane export across the plasma membrane
Cellular component (GO): membrane
Molecular function (GO): xenobiotic transmembrane transporter activity; antiporter activity
Source: RefSeq, a predicted model, not a curated record